This is a messenger RNA of Mesocricetus auratus (golden hamster), 939 nucleotides long. Its product is annotated as vomeronasal type-1 receptor 4-like. Gene Ontology annotation, biological process: G protein-coupled receptor signaling pathway. The coding region runs from base 1 to 939 and encodes 312 amino acids. Lineage: Eukaryota; Metazoa; Chordata; Mammalia; Rodentia; Cricetidae. Gene Ontology annotation, cellular component: membrane. The record is from RefSeq and is a predicted model, not a curated record. The transcript has a single exon. Gene Ontology annotation, molecular function: pheromone receptor activity.
AUGGCAGCUGGUGAGAUGGCAAUAGGAGUGGUCUCUUUAUCACAAGUGGUGUUUGGAGUACUGGGAAACACCUUCUUAGCCUACCAUUAUCUGUUUCUUUACAUCAUGGGGUACAGGUUAAGGUUCACAGACUGGAUUUUACAACAUUUGGUUGUUGCCAACUUCUUAACCCUCAUAUAUAAAGGAGUCCCUGAGACAAUGGCAGCUUUUGGUUUGAAAGACUUCCUUGAUGAUUUUGGGUGCAAACUUCUUUUCUAUCUUCACAGAGUAGGGAGGGGUGUGUCCAUCAGCAGUAUCACCUUCCUGGGCAUGUUUCAGGCCAUCACCAUCAGCCCUAAGUGUCUCAAAUGGACAAAGGUUAAAGUCAAGUCUCCAAGUUGCAUUGCUUUUUGUGUGUACCUGAGCUGGAUCCUGUCCUUCAUAGCAAACAUUGGUAUUCCUAUGAACAUGACUGCAAGAUGGAGUCAAAGAAACAGGACAAAUCUAAAAGAGUAUGGAUAUUGCUCUGCUGUUUAUGUUGACAAAACUUGGAGCAUUCUCUAUGCAGCAUUACUCUCAAGUCCUGAUGUCUUGUUCAUGGGCCUGAUGUUGUGGUCCAGCGGUUGCAUUGUUUACAUCCUCUACAAACACAAGCAGAGAAUGAGGCACAUUCAUAAGAGCAACAUGUUCCUCGGGUCCUCUCCGGAGACUAGAGCCACAAGGACCAUUCUGCUCUUGAUGAGCACCUUUGUCUGCUUUUAUGCACUUUCUUCCUUCUUGCAUGCCUGUUUGGCUCUUAUGGAUGAUCCAGGCUGGCUCCUGGUGAGUGUGGCUACAGUUGUCUCCGGGUGCUUCCCGACUAUGAGUCCUUUUCUGCUGAUGAUCCCUGACUCCUAUGAAAACGCUUUCUGCUUGGCUUGUGCAAGGAAUAGAAAAAAUACCCAUAUAGGCAACAAGUAA